GGAAUACCCAUGGCUACAGGGGAUGAGAAAUGAAAGGAUAAAGAGCGACGGUCCAGGCAAGAAGGGAGAUCAAGGAAAGAAGCCGCAUCCAGAAGUAGCGUGAAGUGACGCGAGUCCUUAAAUGGAGAGGGCCAGAUUGCGGGGACAGCGACCAGGGCGAUGUGUUGAUGGAGAAACGGCGAGAUUUGGUUUUCCUCGUAAGGGUAAAAAGCGGAGGCGAAGAGAUUUCGCGCCUGAGGCUUGCGGUCGUAGCGCCGCGGGUUGGCCUGAGGGAAACAUUGGGGGAUUCUGGGUGGCUGGGAGAACCGGUGGUGGCGCCCUAAUGAUCAUCCGCGUACAAUCUGGUACAGCGCCUAAAGGCUGAAGGGAGGAAAGAGUGAAAGAUCAAUGAUUUGUCAAUUGAGAUGAAUCGUGACCACUGAAUGUUUCACUGACAAUGGCAUUGAUCACAAUGCAGGCGAUUGACUAUUUCCAUGGAUCAACUUCGAGUA
This is a messenger RNA of Aspergillus eucalypticola CBS 122712, 491 nucleotides long. RefSeq lists its product as uncharacterized. The coding region runs from base 122 to 364 and encodes 80 amino acids. The transcript has a single exon. The record is from RefSeq and is a predicted model, not a curated record. Lineage: Eukaryota; Fungi; Ascomycota; Eurotiomycetes; Eurotiales; Aspergillaceae.